AUGCAGUUCACGGAGAGGAAGUGGCUGCAGCGCCCGCCAUCACAGCGCCCCCUGCUGUCUGUAGGCCUGUCCUGGGGCUGCAGGGACCUGUCCUGGGACUGCAGGGACCUGUCCUGGGACUGCAGGGACCUGUCCUGGGACUGCAUGGACCUGUCCUGGGACUGCAUGGACCUGUCCUGGGACUGCAUGGACCUGUCCUGGGGCUGCAUGGACCUGUCCUGGGACUGCAUGGACCUGUCCUGGGACUGCAGGGACCUGUCCUGGGACUGCAUGGACCUGUCCUGGGACUGCAGGGACCUGUCCUGGGACUGCAGGGACCUGUCCUGGGACUGCAUGGACCUGUCCUGGGGCUGCAUGGACCUGUCCUGGGACUGCAUGGACCUGUCCUGGGACUGCAUGGACCUGUCCUGGGACUGCAUGGACCUGUCCUGGGACUGCAUGGACCUGUCCUGGGACUGCAUGGACCUGUCCUGGGACUGCAUGGACCUGUCCUGGGGCUGCAUGGACCUGUCCUGGGACUGCAUGGACCUGUCCUGGGACUGCAGGGACCUGUCCUGGGACUGCAUGGACCUGUCCUGGGACUGCAGGGACCUGUCCUGGGACUGCAGGGACCUGUCCUGGGACUGCAUGGACCUGUCCUGGGGCUGCAUGGACCUGUCCUGGGACUGCAUGGACCUGUCCUGGGGCUGCAUGGACCUGUCCUGGGACUGCAUGGACCUGUCCUGGGGCUGCAGGGACCUGUCCUGGGACUGCAUGGACCUGUCCUGGGACUGCAGGGACCUGUCCUGGGACUGCAGGGACCUGUCCUGGGACUGCAUGGACCUGUCCUGGGACUGCAGGGACCUGUCCUGGGACUGCAUGGACCUGUCCUGGGACUGCAGGGACCUGUCCUGGGACUGCAUGGACCUGUCCUGGGGCUGCAGGGACCUGUCUGUGUGA
Messenger RNA from Knipowitschia caucasica, 939 nucleotides. The record is from the annotation of a GenBank genome assembly. NCBI's taxonomy places the organism in Eukaryota, Metazoa, Chordata, Actinopteri, Gobiiformes, Gobiidae.